Molecule: messenger RNA, 1079 nt
Organism: Rubroshorea leprosula
Lineage: Eukaryota; Viridiplantae; Streptophyta; Magnoliopsida; Malvales; Dipterocarpaceae
Source: the annotation of a GenBank genome assembly
AACGUUGUUUUAAGCUUCUUUCCUUGCUCUUCUUUGCUGUGAACACCGCUGUUUCCUUGUAGGGUUUAGGCAAGGUUUUGCUCCAUUAUUGCAGAGCUUCGAAUAUUCAUCAAUUCUCAAUCCAGAAUGCGGCGAUCAUUAGCGUCGGCUGCUCGACAGCUCGCCGGAACAAGGGGGUUCUGCUCGAAACCCGAGAAGAUUGUAGCUUCCGUACUGUUCGAGAGGUUACCUGUGGUUCUUCCGAAAAUCGACCCUGUGGUUUAUGCAUUUCAGGAGUUCUCCUUCAGAUGGCGACAGCAAUAUAGACGCAGAUAUCCGGAUGAAUUUUUGGACAUGUCCAAAUCUAAGGGUAAAGGUGACUACCAGAUUGAAUAUGUACCAGCUCCAAGGAUAACUGAAGCAGACAAAACAAAUGACAAAAAGUCAUUGCAGAGAGCACUUGAUAGAAGACUGUACCUUCUUCUAUAUGGUAACUCUUAUGGGGCUCCUAGUGGGAAGCCUGUCUGGCAUUUUCCAGAAAAAGUUUAUGAGUCAGAGGAGACAUUACGCAAGUGUGCAGAGUCUGCUUUAAAUUCUGUUAUUGGAGACCUUUCUGAUACUUAUUUUGUUGGGAAUGCUCCAAUGGGGCAUAUGGUCAUGCAACCAACAGGGAAUGUUUCCGAACCUUAUAAGCAAUUCUUCUUCAAGUCUCAAGUUAUUGCAACCAACAAGUUUAACAUUGGAAAAUGCAAGGAUUUUAUUUGGGUAACCAAGGAUGAACUAUUGGAGUAUUUCCCUGAGCAAGCCGAAUUUCUUAGCAAGAUGAUCAUCAGCUGAUGCAGAAGAGCCAUCUAUCUGAUAUCUGAGCCACAUAGGUCCUUUCGCAAAGCCAAUUUUAGGGUUUAAAUGUUCUUUUCAAGCUAGUAGAGAAUGAAUUUUGACAAUUGAGAUCAAACAUAAAUGCUGACAUAGAAUAUGAUGUCAUAAAAUGCUGACAUGAGUCUAGGACUCAGAUCAGUGAGAGCCAUUCACUUGGGAUGGGAUUAAAUGUUUCAAUUUUAGCACAUUCUUUUGUUGAGAAUAUCUCAUGCAUGGAAUUU